Fusarium mangiferae is the source of this 639-nucleotide messenger RNA. RefSeq lists its product as uncharacterized. NCBI's taxonomy places the organism in Eukaryota, Fungi, Ascomycota, Sordariomycetes, Hypocreales, Nectriaceae. The transcript has a single exon. Bases 1 to 639 code for a protein of 212 amino acids. The record is from RefSeq and is a predicted model, not a curated record.
AUGUCUUGUUUUAUUCCUUCAGUGAAAGCUGUCAAAGCUGGCUGCAGUAGCCAUACUACCUCAAUUCAAGCCCAAUCAUCCCCUGCAAAGUCAACCUACAAGUCUGGCACCACCAAGCUCCCAGUCAUCAUCCCCGAAAAUUGGUACGACGAGGCUUCUGACUCCGAGAAGUCUCCCGUUGGUUCACAUGACCAUCGCUCAGUCGCAGUCAAAGCCCUCCGUGCAAGGCAAUUCUUCAGGAGAAUUUCCACUCUCGCUACUGAUAUAGUAUUCUUCUACCCUGACGGGCCCAGAGACUGGGAGGUGGACAAGCUCCAGUACAGCUUUAUGUGGAUGUUGCAGGACCUGUAUGAAGAACGCGAAGGAGAGAAAGAUUAUCCUACUGAGUGGGAAGACGAGACCGCCUACAUCCAUUUCCUUGAGAAGACUGUCUUAAGCUGGGUAGAGGAUCUACCAAAUGACGAAAAGGCCUGCGUUGAAGGACUAGCUGACAUCUUGGGAGAGGAAUUCGCUAUUACUUCUGAUGGCGAAGCGACUUGGGAGGAGCAUGAGAGUCGAGUGGGAGAGUACCUUGAUCGUUUUGAUCCUAUCCCUGAGGAGGACCAGGGGCUCGAAGAAUUGGAUUUACUGGAGGAUUAG